Aptenodytes forsteri (emperor penguin) is the source of this 1896-nucleotide messenger RNA. It is a transcript of the gene INTS12, whose product is annotated as integrator complex subunit 12. The coding region runs from base 168 to 1559 and encodes 463 amino acids. The transcript has 7 exons. Gene Ontology annotation, biological process: snRNA 3'-end processing. Lineage: Eukaryota; Metazoa; Chordata; Aves; Sphenisciformes; Spheniscidae. Gene Ontology annotation, cellular component: integrator complex. The record is from RefSeq and is a predicted model, not a curated record.
UCAUUCAACAGAGGGUUUAGCAGAGUCCUAGUCUAAGAUUAUAUGGUACUGAAACUUGGAAGGCAUAUUCACAGAACAAACAAAUGGAAGAGAGAACCUACCCACAGAACUUGGGAGCAACCUGAAAAUUUAUCAGAGGUAGAUGCAUAAAAAAAGAGGACACCACUAUGGCUGCUACAGUGAACUUGGAGCUUGAUCCCAUUUUUCUGAAAGCCCUGGGCUUCUUGCAUUCAAAGAGUAAGGACUCUGCUGAAAAGCUGAAAGCGCUUCUUGAUGAGUCUUUGGCCAGAGGAACUGACUCAAGCUAUCGUCCAUCUCAGAAGGAAGUAGAGCAACCAAAAGUAUCUGUUACCAAACCUAUUUCCAGUAAGCAAGAGCCUAAAGCUUCUUCUAGUUUGCCUUCUGGCAACAACAAUGGCAAGCCCACUGCAUCAGAAAAGGUGAAAAAAGAAACAGAAAAGAGAUCUGCUGAUAAAAUAAAAGGGGAUACCCCUGAAGGAGCUGAUACACCAAAGAAGCCCAGACUAGAGAAGCAAGAGGCUCGUUCCUCUCCUAUUACAGUUCAGACGAGCAAGGAUUUAUCCAUGCCUGACUUAUCUAGCUUUGAGGAAACCAGUGCUGAUGACUUUGCUAUGGAAAUGGGACUGGCCUGUGUUGUUUGCAGGCAAAUGACAGUUAUUUCUGGGAAUCAGCUAGUGGAGUGUCAGGAGUGCCAUAAUCUCUACCACCAGGAUUGCCAUAAACCUCAAGUGACAGACAAGGAAGUGAAUGAUCCUCGACUUGUGUGGUAUUGUGCCCGCUGUACCAGGCAGAUGAAGAGAAUGGCUCAGAAGACACAAAAACCACCUCAAAAACCAGCUCCUGCAGCGGUUUUAGUUGCACCAGCUGUGAAGGAUCCAUUGGUCAAGAAGCCAGAAAUUAAGUUGAAACCCGAGACCCCACCAACUUUUCUAGCAUUCAAGAGAACAGAAGUCAAGACCUCAGCAGCCAUUUCGGGGAACUCAGCCAGUACAAGUGUUUCCUCUUCAGCAACCAGUGGCCUUACAGGAUGGGCUGCUUUUGCAGCCAAAACCUCCUCUGCCAAUCCAUCAACUGCCAAACUAGGAUCAACAGCACAGAGCGCCAGUGGGAAACCUGCAGCUUCUUCAAACAACCAGAAACCUGUGGGUUUGUCAGGGUUGGCAACUUCCAAAACGGGACUAGGGUCAAAAAUAGCUUCUGCCAACAACAGCACAAACCCUGUUCAGCUGAAACCUCCUCCACCUCUGACACUGGGGAAAACCACUCUUAGCCGCUCGGUAAGCAGCGACAAUGUCAGCAAAGUAGGUCUUCCUAGUCCCAGCAGUACUGCACCGAGCACCAGCAGCCAGGUGAGCAGUGGGAAUGGCAACAGUGGGACUGCGGGUAACAGCGGGGGCAGUGCAAGCAAAACCACGGCAGAUACUGGUAAUCAGUCAACCUCCCUAAAAGGCCCGACUUCUCAGGAAUCUCAGCUCAAUGCUAUGAAGAGGUUACAAAUGGUCAAGAAGAAGGCUGCUCAAAAGAAACUCAAGAAGUAGUAUGGCUGCUUGCUAAUUUUGUUGGUUGUGUUCUGUGAAACAGCAGCGUUGGUGUUUUUCUUAAAGAAAAUCCCCCGGUUACUGGACUGAAACAGUAGUUAAAUCAGGGAAGCCCAAAACCUAUGUUAUACAGGAGGUCAAACUUUGAUAAUCCUAGUAUUCCUUCUGACGUUGCAAAUCUAUGAAUUGAAUAUGUUGGAGGAAUUCCCUAUUAUAUGCUCCUGGUUUUUAGCUCAAAGCACUGAAACUUGAAAUUGUAAAAGUUGGGUAUUUUGGAGUAUAAAAAAAAAAAAGAACAUUUAUGUGGACACGUAAUAAAUUGAACUUACUGAAACUG